Molecule: messenger RNA, 2763 nt
Organism: Caenorhabditis auriculariae
Lineage: Eukaryota; Metazoa; Nematoda; Chromadorea; Rhabditida; Rhabditidae
Source: the annotation of a GenBank genome assembly
AUGGUCGUCUUCCAUCUUUUUCCCUGUUUUUCGACUAUUCCGCAAAUCGUACGUAGUAGUUCUUCUCUUUGGUUUGUUUCAAAUAUUUUCUGCUUCACAUUUUUCUCUGGAACAGAAUAGUCCAAAAUCAAAAAUUUUUUCUCAGAAACUUUGCAGAAUUCCGUUUUUUUGUGCUCUUCUUUGCUUUUAAACUUCAAAAAAAUCAGAAAAAGUUCUAAAUUAUUUCGGAACUCAAAAAAAUGACAAUUUUUUUCAUUUUGCACAUUCAUUUUUUUGUUUUUUUCGAAUCUUUCUUCUCGAAAAAUUUUUUUGAGUCUUCUAAAUUUCUUCAUUCUCGAUUUUUUUGCUGCCUAUUUAAAAAAAUUUUUUUGCAUUUCCUUUCAAAGCUUUUUCUAUGCUUUUUUUCAAUUCGAUCAAUCUGGAACUUUUUCUCGUCGUUCGCUGGGAAAAUUCAAGCUAGAAGUUUGAACUUCGGAGUUAUCUAUCUUUUCGAGUUUUCUCUAUCUCCCAGUUCAUUAUUCCGGUGAUUUUUUUUAUUGUUGCCAUCGCUCUGAAUCAUAGCUGAGCUGAAUGGAAACGGAACAAUGAAUGUUUCAGAACAUUCCAAAAGACGCAAGAGACAAAAAUUCGAAACCUCCCGCCAAAAUUUUUUUGAAUACUGAAAUUUAAUUAGGUCUAUUAGAAUAGUUAUUUUGAUAAAAAUUCAGUAAAAAAAUUGUUCUUUUUUUGAUUUAUGAAAAAUAUACUCAAAAGUAGGAUAUUUCAAUUUUUUUGCAGAAAAAAAGAUUUUUUUCGCUGUUAAAAAGUUUUUUUCUGGCGAUAUCAAACUCAAAACGAAACAUUUGAAAGGCUCGUCAGAGGGUGACCCCUGAGAAUGGCGCCUCCGACGUUUGGCGCGAAAAAGUCCGUUGGCGGAUGUGGCACACCGUCGACCAUUCAAACGGUACCCUCUGCAAAGUCGUCAUUCGUGCUCCUGUCCUUUUUCUUGCUGAGUUCCUUUUACACCUCGUGACUUUCUUUUGAAAAUCCGCUUCCGUUUUCUUCCUUUCCUUCUUUUCGUUUUUCCUCAUGGACGUUCGUCUUAGGUUGGAGCAGGACUGCCCACCACUGCUAACUCUUUUCAGAAAUUUCAGUAAAUAAGCAAAAAAGUCUACAUUUUCAGAGAACUAUCAUGUCGGCAAACGAAAAAAACAUCAGAAUCAUGUUCAAGAUGAUUGACGAAAAAGAAGUGACAGCAAAGAAAAUUCGAGACCAGAUGUCGAGACUCCAAAAACGUCUUGACGCCUACUCCAAGAAAUUGGCGACGUUGGAAGAAGAUAUUGCUGAGGGCCGUGGAGCCAUCAAAAAACUUCUCGAAGUGAGUUCAAGUUUAGAGUUUUUUUGUCUUUUUAUCAGAAAAACAAAAAAAUAGUUAAUACCUCGAUAAGCAAGGAAUUUUUUUCUGAUUUCAGAAUCAAAGUCUCGCCGGGGAAUUUUCGCAUGUGAUUGAAAGGUUCCACAUUGACAAGGCAGAAGAAAACAUGCAGGCCGAAGCAAAGAAGAGUCCCGGCAAGACUGGAAGGAACAGGCCGCUAGAAAAGGUUUGAAAAUUGAAUGAAUUUCGAAGAAUUAAACACACCAUAAAAUCAAAAAUGAUGUUGAAUGUGGUGACUUUCCAUCAGAAAGAACAAAUGAACGGUUUGAACUAAAGUUUGAAUCAGAUCAAACUCGAGAUUUUUCCUCUUAUGUAAAUUUUGAAAUGUUAACAACCAUUAUUACUCAUUUCUGCUCACAUAGUUCAUUUGAACGCUACACUGAAGUUUAUUUUUGAUUGAAAAAUUAGUUAAACACAAAAACCCUGGUUUUUAAUAAGGAACUGAUGAUUUAAUAGCAAAGAAAUCUAAAUUUCACAAUUUUCGCAGUUCGAAUAAUUUUUUUUUUGAAAUUUUUGUUUACAGAGUCUGGCGGGCAAUGUCAAGCAGAGAAAUGUGGAGCGUCGUAGCAAGAGUCGGGGCAAAAAUGUCGAAGAGAAGAAAGCCGAGAACAGGACUAGAAGUACCAGUGUGACUACUAAGAAGCGUGAACAGAAGCCUCAUCAGACUGGGAAGGUACAAAAAAAUUAAACGUGAAUGAAAUGAUCAUUGAAUGUUCGAACAUUGAUCAAAAAAAAGAAAAUGACAAACAUCGUUCAGAAAAUCCAAAUGAGAUGUGUAGAAGAUUCCCACUUGAUAAGAAUAACUUAAACUGUCGGAGACCUCGUUAGCCUAACUUUGAAAAUGAAGAUCCAUCAAACUUUCUGUUUCUAGGCGCCCGUCGAAGCGAAAGAAAAAUCUCCUAUGGACGGGAAGAAAAAUUCGUCGACUCAAGUUGAACCAGAAGGAGGGCAAAAAACGGACGGCACUAAAUCAGAGGUAAAAAAAGAAAUUUAUUUUAAUAGAGAAAUAUUGUGUCAACGUUCUUCCCAUAAAAAAAACUCUUUGUUCUAAAACUAACAAAAAAACUUUUUGCCUUUAUUAACUUACGAGUUCAGAGAUCAUUUCUUGUCUCGGCAAAAUUCCUUCGGGUUUUCAGAUGUAACCUAAAAUAAUUUUCUUUGUUCACUAUUACUUCUUCCGAAAAUGACAUUUCAAACGGUUUUCGGAUUUUUCAAAACAAGCUGAACUGAUAAUAGAUUGCUAUCCAAUUAAAAUUCCCGAGUUACAGAAUGGCUCGAGCCGCAAAUCGGGUUGGACCGAAUACAACAUUGAUGCUGACGGCGAAAAAGCGGCUGACGACCCUUGGUAA